AUGAACUUUCCGACGAAGGAACAGAUUCAGCAAGCGAUCGAUGGCUAUAUCUCGAGUCUGGUCACGCCCCUUCGAGAGUUGAAUCAGAAAAUUCAUGAGGCUCCAGAGUUGGCAUAUGAAGAGCACAAGGCUCACGAUGUAAUCUGCAAUUUUCUUCAGUCGCAGGGAAUACCGACAACCCGCCACGCUUAUGGUCUCUCUACUGCAUUCGAAGCCCUCGUUGGCAGAACUCCUGGUCGCUGUAUCAACUUCAAUGCCGAAUAUGACGCUCUACCAGAGAUUGGGCACGCAUGUGGCCAUAAUCUGAUUGCUACAGCCAGUGUCACAGGGUUUGUGGCACUGGCAUUCGUGAUACGAAGAUUCGGGCUGCCUGGCCAAGCCCAAUUAUUGGGGACGCCAGCGGAGGAAGAUGGCGGGGGAAAGAUCGAUCUGAUCCAGGCCGGAGCUUAUAGACUGCCCGAUAUUUCAUUGAUGAUGUAUACUAACAUCCACAGGCACCCUGUGUCCGAGGAGGAAUUCACGGCUCACGGCGUCCAUGGAAUUGGCGGACGCUCGUCUAUCUCGUGCUACGACCUUAUCGCGGUCUACAAGGGUGUGAGCGCACAUGCAGCCGACAGUCCAUGGGAUGGUGUCAAUGCGCUUGAUGCUGUUGUGUCGGCGUACAAUAACAUUUCAAUGCUGCGACAGCAGAUUCAGCCCACGGAGAGAAUCCAUGGAGCCAUCCUACAGGCGCCGACCAUCACAAACGCUAUACCCGAAUUGACUCGAGUGAAGUACACGAUUCGUAGUCCGACUGUUGAAAGGACGAGAGCGCUGGGUGCUCGUGUGAGGAGAUGUCUCGAGGCAGGGGCCCUAGCGACAGGAUGCGAGAUUGAGCUUGAAGAAACUCGUUUAUACGCCAAUCUAGUCGUGAACGCACCCUUAUGCAAGGCUUUCCAGGAAUAUAUGGGCGACCAAGGAGAACAGAUAUGGAGUUCCGAUGACACCCCAGUGAGCGCGUCCACAGACCAGGGUAAUGUUUCACAUAUCGUUCCGGCUCUCCACGCAAUCAUCGGGAUUCCGGUCAAGGAAGGAGCAAGAAAUCACACGCACCAGUUCACGUUCGCUGCUGGAACCGAUGAGGCGCACAACAGGACGAUCACCGCAGGCAAAGCUUUGGCAAUGACCGGGUGGAAAGUGCUCAUGGACGACGAAUUCUAUCAAGACGUGAAGGCUGCAUUUACAACAGACAGGCAAAUGUAG
This is a messenger RNA of Penicillium maclennaniae, 1242 nucleotides long. RefSeq names its product M20 family metallopeptidase. Gene Ontology annotation, molecular function: dipeptidase activity. The transcript is spliced from 3 exons. NCBI's taxonomy places the organism in Eukaryota, Fungi, Ascomycota, Eurotiomycetes, Eurotiales, Aspergillaceae. The record is from RefSeq and is a predicted model, not a curated record. Bases 1 to 1242 code for a protein of 413 amino acids.